This is a messenger RNA of Bombina bombina (fire-bellied toad), 1694 nucleotides long. RefSeq names its product small integral membrane protein 32 (gene SMIM32). Lineage: Eukaryota; Metazoa; Chordata; Amphibia; Anura; Bombinatoridae. The transcript has a single exon. The record is from RefSeq and is a predicted model, not a curated record. Bases 730 to 1056 code for a protein of 108 amino acids.
GAUACAGAGUAUGAUGGAGAUUCAGAAUCUCCUACAUUAGGCUUUACUGACACAAACAACAGUUGUGUAGGAUUAAAAUCAUCAAUUAUUUGAUUGACAGCCUGAAUAUAUUACAAGAUGCUUAGAAGCUUUUUGUCAAGAUUGAUAAAAACUGAAUAGGAUACUGGCAAAAGUCUCUUGAGAACCUACAUCUGCUGGUUAUGGAGCCUGAAAUAGAAGAAGAGAAUAUUGAUGAUAUUAAAUUCAGGACAUGAAGUAGUUAUUUACCAUGAUUUGAAGGAUCUGACUCAACUGCUGGCAACCAGAUAUAAUUUACCCCAAACUGAAUCAGCAGCAAAUGUUAUCCUACAGUGGAAACCAGUCAGUGAGUGACAACAGGAUGCUUUUUAUUACUAUUCAAUCAAUCUUAUAUGAUUUCUAAAAUAUGUUAUAAGCAGUCAUUUGAAAAAAAGAACAAUAUUUCCAGAUGUCCAUAAAAAUGAUACAGGUCACUGUUGUAAGAUUUUAAGCACCAGGGUGCUGACAUAUACCAGAUUUGUACAUUUUACUCAUUUAAACCAGGAUUAUUUGAAGAAGGCAAAUUCUUUUUAUUCUGCUUCAUCAAAAGUAUUGAAACACUUUUCUUUUUAAACGAAAAAUGCACUUUCUUUUCUUUUCUUAGAACGAGUGAACCAACGUGACCUUACUAAAGUGGCUUUUUUAUGGAUACUAAGCUGUGGCAUUAUUACCAUGAUCAUGUAUGGUGACUUGCUGCUGAAUACAAGCAUUGCUACUGAAACUCACCUAAUGAUUCAGAAUAACACUCCUUACCUCAGCAGUACACAGAAACCAGUAAGCUCCUCUUUCUACAUGUCUACAGCCAGAGUGCUCAAAGAAGGGGAAAUCAAUAAACCAGACCUCAUGACUUACCUUGUGCUGUUUCUUCUCCUUUUUCUGACAGUGGCAAUUAUUGUUCUUUUCAUUAACUGCCAACUGAGGAAUUCCUUUUUUGCAGGGCUACCUUAUGACAGAUCGAUGCGAGAAUCACGAAGCCCUUGGAAAACACAAUCUGUCUGAGCCAAAUAUGUUGAAUGUCAACCAAAGCAUAUGGGAGGCGUUUUCAUAUACAGUAUAUAUAUUGUGUUCUUUUGAUACUUCUACUGCAAGAUUGGAAUAGUAGAUUUUAUUGUGUUUUAUAAUAUAUACAAGUAAAUGUGUUUUUUUUUUCUGAAAUAUAUUGUACAUUGCUAUAUUAUAAGCGUGAGACAAUGGAAUGUGUGCUUGGAAACUACCUUUAAAAUAGCUAAAUGAGUAUGUAUAAAUACGGUUAAGUAACAAUGUUUAAGCUAUAAUUGUGAAACAGAGGAACCAUGUCUUCCCCUCUUUUGUUAUUUAUAUCAACAAAUCAAAGGGAGUGCUUAAUGAUCUGCUAGAGAAAGCUGUUCACAUACUUAUUUAUUCUGUUUGAUAUAGAUAUAAUGCACCUGCUGUUUCAGAAUGUAUUUAUUAAACAAGAGUGAGGGAAAAUGAGAGGCAAUAUUCCAUUAACUAACUGCAAGACUGUAAAUACACAUAUAUAAGGAUAAAUAUUUACUAAUACAAAGCAAUAUGAUUAUAUAAAAGUUAAUUAUAGUAAAUAUUUGUACUAUUAUUUGUCAUUGUUUUCUGAUUGGAAGUUUUCAAUUAAUUAAAUUGGCAUUCUCAUAUUUGCAUAA